UCCAGCCGCAGAGCAGCUGUCAUUUCCGGAGUAAGAUGGCCGCAGUGCGCGUGCUGAGAACCUGGAGCCAGAGUGUUGGGCGGCGGGUUUGUGUUCGCUACUUUCAAACAUGUAAUAAUGUUCAUGCUUCGCAGCCAAAAUACGUGUGUCUCCUUGGUUAUCCUUCAUUCAAGUACAGUCAUCCACACCGAUGGCUGAAAACAACUGCUGCUCAACAGGGGCAGAUUGUCCAGUUCAAACUCUCGGACAUUGGAGAAGGCAUCAGAGAAGUAACUGUCAAAGAAUGGUAUGUGAAAGUAGGAGACACAGUGUCUCAGUUUGAUAGCAUCUGUGAAGUUCAAAGUGAUAAGGCUUCUGUCACCAUCAGCAGUCGUUACGAUGGAGUCAUUAAAAAACUGUAUUAUAACCCAGAUGACACCGCCUACGUGGGGAAGCCCCUGGUGGACAUAGAAACGGAAGCCCUGAAAGACUCCGAGGAGGACGUGGUGGAGACGCCCGCCGUGCACCACGAGGAGCACACGCACCAGGAGAUAAAAGGCCGGAAGACGCUGGCCACGCCCGCCGUGCGCCGCCUGGCCCUGGAGAACAACAUUAAGCUGAGUGAAGUUGUCGGCACGGGAAAAGAUGGCAGAAUACUCAAAGAAGACAUUCUCAACUACCUGGAGAAGCAGACGGGAGCUAUCCUGCCUCCUUCACCGAAAGCGGAAAUCGUGCCGCCCGCGCCCAAACCCAGAGACAGCCCUGUCCCCGCACCCCUGUCCAAACCUCCGGUGUUCACAGGCAAAGACAGAACCGAACCCGUGACAGGCUUCCAGAAGGCCAUGGUGAAGACCAUGUCGGCGGCCCUGCAGAUCCCGCACUUCGGCUACUGCGACGAGGUCGACCUGACCGAGCUGGUGCGGCUGCGCGAGGAGCUGAAGCCCGUGGCUGCCGCCCGUGGGAUUAGACUCUCCUUCAUGCCCUUCUUCAUAAAGGCUGCCUCCCUGGGAUUGCUGCAGUUCCCCAUCCUCAACGCUUCCGUGGACGAGCAGUGCCAGAAGGUCACCUACAAGGCCUCUCACAACAUCGGGGUCGCCAUGGACACCGAGCAGGGCUUGAUCGUGCCCAACGUGAAGAGCGUCCAGGCCCGCUCCGUGUUCGAGGUCGCCGCGGAGCUGAACCGCCUGCAGGCGCUGGGCUCGGCGGGGCAGCUCAGCACGUCCGACCUCACGGGGGGCACCUUCACCCUGUCCAACAUCGGCUCGAUCGGGGGCACGUACGCCAAGGCCGUGAUCCUGCCGCCCGAGGUGGCGAUCGGGGCUCUUGGAUCCAUUAAGGCCCUCCCUCGGUUCAGCCAGACAGGGGAGGUGUGCAAGGCCCAGAUCAUGAACGUGAGCUGGUCGGCCGACCACAGAGUCAUCGACGGGGCCACCGUGGCACGCUUCUCCAACCUGUGGAAGUCCUACUUGGAAAACCCGGCCGUGAUGCUGCUGGAUCUGAAGUGAGGCCCGGCGACCCACGAGAAUCUCCGAGCUUCCAACGACACGUGGAGCCCAGCCUCGCCCGCACGCGCCCCCCGCGACAGGCCGGGCGUGGCCGGCUCGUUUCGGCGACUAGCAUCCUGAGGCACAACACUUCCCACUGUCCUGCCGCCCUUCCCGCUGAGAGCGAGCAGGGGCGUCCCGGGCCCCGGGCCACCCUGUUUCACAGGUCACGGCUGCACCUUCCCGACGUGGUGCUGCGUCUUCGUGUCCAGGGGCCGACACUGACAGCAGCAGCAAAACGCCGCUGGAAGACGGCAGCAGCCACGGACAGUGUUCGCCCUGUUUCUUUUUCUUACUUUCUACUGACUCAGUGACUCUUUCCGACCGCACUUAGCUGGGAGAAGGAACGUAUAUACGAACAUAUCUUCCAUUUCCCCACAAGACGCCAAUCGCUGUGUAAACUACGUGCGAUCACACUCAGCGCUUUAGAUGUCCGGGGGUUGUCACUCUGCAGAUGCCGUCGUCUGCAAAUGCCUUAUUUAUGCAAAGUGGCACCGUGGGAAAGGGAGAGCUGUGAGUGGGUCCUAACGCCCAGUUACGGUUUUAUAACCCGUGAAAGAGAGAGGGGGGAGUCGAAGGGGUAAUUAUGGCCAUUACAAUAGAACAACAAAUUCUGUGUAGAGAUGAAGGUAUCAUGACCACUUGAGUAGAGACCCGCUGGAAUCAGAAACACCAGCCAACAUCCUGGUUUGCAUUCAGGGAACCAACUGCAAAUCCCGUUGUUUCAAAUAUUGUCUAAAAAACUUCAAGUGAAGUGUUAUGAUAGAAAAAAAAAGUUGUUUUAAUAUGUACUUGAUUGCUUUAAUAAUGGAAAUAAUGUUAAAAUAAUGAUUGGCCCUGGCUGGGUAGCUCAGUCGGUUGGAGCACCUUCCCAAUACACCACGGUUGCGGGUUCGAUCCCCGGUCAGGGCUCACACAAGGGGCAAACAAUGAUGCAUCAGUAAGUGGAGCAACAAACUGACAUUUCCCUGUGACUCUCCUGCCCUCUCUCUCUCUCUGAAAGUCAAUAAAUAAUUUGUAAAAAGAAAGGAAAACAGUGGAUCAGCUGAAUGUUGUUAUUUUUAAAAUGCAGAUAUCAUGAAGAAAAUAAAUCACCCAUAAUCCUACCACUAUUAACACGUCGAUCAAUGCACCUGUAUACAUAGCUGUUCUUUUUAUAAAAAAGGAGAUCAGACUAUAGCUACUAUUUUAUAAUUUUUUUUAAUUUAACAUGAUAUCAUGGGUAACUUCAGAUGUCAAUAAACAACUCUACAUGAUCAUA
Phyllostomus hastatus (greater spear-nosed bat) is the source of this 2784-nucleotide messenger RNA. It is a transcript of the gene DBT, whose product is annotated as dihydrolipoamide branched chain transacylase E2. The transcript is spliced from 11 exons. NCBI's taxonomy places the organism in Eukaryota, Metazoa, Chordata, Mammalia, Chiroptera, Phyllostomidae. Bases 36 to 1484 code for a protein of 482 amino acids. Gene Ontology annotation, cellular component: mitochondrion; cytoplasm. Gene Ontology annotation, molecular function: acetyltransferase activity; lipoic acid binding. The record is from RefSeq and is a predicted model, not a curated record.